This is a messenger RNA of Exophiala mesophila, 2028 nucleotides long. RefSeq lists its product as uncharacterized. The record is from RefSeq and is a predicted model, not a curated record. Bases 36 to 1874 code for a protein of 612 amino acids. The transcript has a single exon. Lineage: Eukaryota; Fungi; Ascomycota; Eurotiomycetes; Chaetothyriales; Herpotrichiellaceae.
AUGCGAGUCCACCCCAUCGACGUCUCAACAUUCCCAUGGAGACUCCGGACGCAGAGUCUGUGGACAACACAUCUCUUCCUGCAAGUAGCGAGAUUGUCCCAGGUGCCGACCAGCAUGAAAAAGAUUCACAGCCUCAAGUGCCUGUGAGGACUUCAUCUGUUCGUCGAGGGCGCCACGCGAAGGACCCACUUGGCAAGUCUGUCAAUAUUCAAUGCCAAAAAGUCGAGGACAUGAUCAGUCAAUUGAAGGAUUACUUAGCCCAGCCAGUUGAGCAGCCAGAGCAUACUACGGUUGUCAUGUCUUUCCCCAUGACUGCCGCCUUUUUGGUGCCGCAACGGGAAGAGAUUCCGCCUCACGAGCCAGGGAAGCGGAUCCAGCACAUCUACAGUCCAUUCAAGAAGACCGCGGUAAGCGCCAUGGAUGCACUGCAUGAGUCCAAAGAGCCAAAGGAACAGGCCGAAGUUCAACGACUGAUUUCCAAAGCCCUCGCUGAGGCGGUUCAACAAGCGGACGGAUAUCGGUACAGUUUCCACAAUAGCUGGCUGAGCCGCGAAGACAAGGCCAAUCGAUUCAGUUACUAUUGUAACGACUCGAUCUUGAACAAGGGAAGAGCAGCCAACGAAGGGGCAGCCAUGGUUCGAAACAGUGUCAAAAUCCGCAAGCAGGUCUAUGACUGCCAAGGUAACGCCUGUAUUAAGUUCUCCGUCACCAAAAUGAGCCUCGAGGUUCAUUACAAGCAUAUACCGUUGCAUAAAACCUAUGAUGAACGAGCACCGCCACCAAGAAGGGACAGCAAGAGGAGAAAAUUGAUGGAGAUCUAUCAGCCCGGGCUUCUGACCAAAGUUAGGGGUUACAAGUCCAAGACUUCCACGCCAAAGACCAAAGCAGCACCAGCUAAGAAACGACGCGCUACAGAGCCUCUGCCUCAGCCUCAGCCUCAGAGCGAGAGCGACGACGUGCAGCCACAGCCACGAGAGAGCAGCCUGCAGCCUCUGUUUGAUUUUCUUGGUUCCGCAGACCGCGUUGCUAACGAGUCGUCGCCCGAAGCCUUGAAUAAUCCACCAACAGAUACAGCCACUGAGGAGCCAUCUAUCGGAGUCGAGAAUGAUUCGUCGACGGAUGCGGCGCGAUCUAAACCCCAAAAGCAUCUCUACCCUGGGAUGAUGUCUGGAUUCAUGUCUGGCAACUCGUUGAACUGGGGUCCGCCGCCUGACAGACCGAAAAAGCGAUCUCAGCGGCGGGAGCGCCUUACUCCAGGCUCUCACGAACCCUCUGGACCUGUUCUUCCUCGGGCCGCCAUGCUGUCUUAUCUCUCUAGUCCUGCCGAACCAUUUGCUGCACCGCCUGCUGCACCACCUGCUGCACCCCAUGAGGUCCCUCCUUUUCUUGACGCGGCUUCGCAACUCGAAGCUCUUCGGGCGCAACUCGAAGCUGCGCAUUCCAGGAUACAAGAUCUGGAGAGGGAGAAGACUCAAUCUUCUUCUACUCCUAUCAGAUGGGAUACGUCUACCCAACGUCCAUCAUACCCACCAGGGAAUUAUUCUCCUGCGCAUCAGCAGCUGCAGCGGCCGCCAAACGCACCACAAGCUGGAUAUACUUUCUAUCCGCAGAUGGCUUCGGUUCAGUAUCAGUAUCCGCCCCCUCCUCCUCAAUGGCCUCAACCUGCUCCAGCCGGGGCAAGGCCCCCGCCACCCCCCGGACCUUUCCCUGCCCAUCCGCAACCUGGAUUUCCAUCGGGCCCAGCGCCUGCACCUCCUGCCGGGCCAACCAAGUCGCCUCCGACUCGCCAGACUCAAAGCCCACUAGAGGAUCAUGAUCGAAGUCAGAUGCCGGACGACGCCAUCGCCGAGACAAAUACUUCAUCGUCAGGAUAGGAAUCGAGCAGAACUCAUCUCAGCAGGCACCACAGGCCAGGUAUGAUGUUGCUCAGGCGAUUAUAUGGCUCCUGUAUUUGUGUUAGAGCGUUUUAGCGUUGCGUUAUUGAGCGACUAAGCAAUUCGAUUGCUUCUCAGCCUACCUAUAGGUACC